AUGACACCCACUCCAACCUCUCAUCAGCACCACCAUCCACAAACAUCAGUUGAUAUCAUCAACAUUUCUACUGAUUUUGGACCAACAACUCCUCCAUCUGCCUCUCCAGCGAGUGAACAGCAACUUUCAACCUUUAUGAUUGAGAGUCUGAAGCUGCUCGUCACACUCUCGAAGCCAAACUUGCAGCUGCUACUGGUACUACAACUAGCCUGGCUCCCAAACCAUCAUCAUCCCACCCACCUCCUGCCACUACUACCACCACAACAGCACCAGCAUCAACUACAUGCACCAAUGCUACCUCUGCCACCUCUUCGUCUCCAGGAAAUCAACCAUCUUUUGCUGCCGUCGUUGCAUCUAAUACAGGUGGCAAAGCGUAAGAAGAAGCCUGCUGCUCGUCCUCCUCCUCCAUCUGCCACCAAGGCAUCCGCUACUCUUGCUCGUCUUUUUGCUCCUCAAAGUGAUACACCAUCUGGUUAUCAAUUUGUGUACUAUGCUACUCCUGUCCGCCGUCGUCUUUCUGAGCUGCGUCGCCUUGUUCAAGGCGUAGGAUUGAAUAACUCUCGUGUGCUGGAUAUUCAAUAUCCUGUACAGAAUGUGAUUUCUUUCCUUGUUCAUAAUGACUAUGUUCUCACCCUCACCAAAGCCAUGCAUCUCCAUGGUCGUGGCUCUUCUCCGUUGAUUGACUUUGAUCCAUGUGAUCCAGUCAAUCUCAAGGAUCCCAAAUUUGCUUCUCUCUCUCGUGAUCUGCGUGUCCAAAAGGCCAUUGAGAUCGAAAAACCUUCGCUGCCUCCGUUCGCUGUCUUUUGUCCGUCGCUCUCCCAAUUUGAUGCCAUUUUGAAAGAAGAAAUGCUUGCUCGUUCCUCCUCCUCUGCUGCUGCUAAACCACCAUCCCGAUCCUCUGAUCAAGAGCGUUUAGCCAAGAAACAACGUUUGAGUUAUCUUGGCUACCUCUUGCAUCAUGAUGCUGAAACUGCCUCUCUCUUGGCUUAUGCUGUCUCCCCCACUCUCUCUGCUACCAAGGAUCUUGAAAUGUCAGAGCCUUCUGAUAACUGA
This is a messenger RNA of Mucor velutinosus, 1053 nucleotides long. RefSeq lists its product as uncharacterized. The transcript has 3 exons. The record is from RefSeq and is a predicted model, not a curated record. NCBI's taxonomy places the organism in Eukaryota, Fungi, Mucoromycota, Mucoromycetes, Mucorales, Mucoraceae. Bases 1 to 1053 code for a protein of 350 amino acids.